This is a messenger RNA of Sesamum indicum (sesame), 4279 nucleotides long. Its product is annotated as C2 calcium/lipid-binding and GRAM domain containing protein. The record is from RefSeq and is a predicted model, not a curated record. Lineage: Eukaryota; Viridiplantae; Streptophyta; Magnoliopsida; Lamiales; Pedaliaceae.
UUUAUUUUCAACUGAAAUUUCCCCCCUCCCUCUCCUCUCUCUCACGUAUGUAUGAGAGAGAGCCCACCGUUCUGAACACGCACAAAUUUGAGUUUCGUUUUCAUGGGGACGGGGUUUUAACAUUUUUUAUCUGAUUCUGCUCUUUCUUUCUUGGAUUUCUCUGCUUUUUCCGAUCACAAGAAAAGAAAUCCAUUAAUCAGCGACGGCCCUCUGCAUUUUGGCUAUUCUUUUGGCAGUUUUUUUCGAUUACGCCCUUUUUCCGUUUCUUUCAAUUCGUUGUUCAUUCUUGUGUAGGGGAUCCGAGGUUUAUCAUCUCUUUUUGUUUAAAAGUCAUUUUCUUUUGGGGGUUGGAUACUCCUUCCCUGAUUCUCCGUACACUUCAGAGUUUCUGGCAAUGCAGUAACCCUUUUUCUGUUUCUUUUCAAUUCAUGAAUGCGGUUUCUUGAUCAUAGUUCCUCAGCCAACCCCCAAGUAAUUCUUGAUUCUUGCUGUGAAAUCUUUAUUGAUUGUUCAGGGCUCUGAUUAUUGUUUAACGUUUCAUGGACUAAAAGACUCUACCUCUUACCGAUCUUUAAUCGAAGAUGAAGCUUUUAGUCCGUGUAAUUGAAGCGAGAAAUAUACCGGCCCUGGACCCAAAUGGAUUUAGUGAUCCAUAUGUAAAACUACAGUUGGGAAGGCAAAAAUUCAGGAGUAAAGUUGUAAAAAAGUGCUUGAACCCAUCAUGGUGUGAGGAGUUCACUUUUAAAGUUGAUGACUUGAAGGAAGAGCUUCUUAUAUCUGUUUUAGAUGAAGACAAGUAUUUCAAUGAUGAUUUUGUUGGCCAGAUCAAAUUGCCCGUCAGUCAGGUUUUCGAAGCCGAAGACAAGACGCUUGGCACUACUUGGUACACGUUGCAGCCUAAGAAUAAGAAGGCCAAGAACAAGGAAUGUGGUGAAAUUCUUCUAACCAUUUGUUUCUCCCAAAAUAACACAUUGUUUGACGUGCCAUCCGGUGAUCAUGUAGUCUUGCCAAAAAAAUUUGCUGACACGACAUUGGAGUCAACUUCGAGGUCUUCCCCACGGAGAACAUUUUCUCCUAUGAGAUCAGAAGAAGGUGUCUCUUCUAAGGAGGAAAAAUGGCAUGGAUCAACAUUAGCUGGUCGAAUUGCACAAAUGUUUAAUAAGAAUGUGGAUUCGGCAUCCAUUAGUUCUACUGAGCCAACUGAUGCAUCAGAAUUACCUGAAAGCAUGGACUCGGUGAUUCUGGAGCAAAAGUCUGAAGAGCUAGCUAUAUCAGCUGAUUUUGAAGAAAUAUUGAAGAAUAUGGAGGUCAAAAAUCAAGGAGGUGAAGUUCCAAGUAGUUUAUCGGGAGGGGUAGUUCUUGACCAAUUGUAUGGGAUAGCACCUCGGGAAUUGAACACAUUGCUCUUUUCUUCUGAUUCAAACUUUUUGAAGUCUUUAGCAGACAUACAGGGAUCUACAGAGUUACAAAUAGGAACCUGGAAAUAUGAAAAUGGUGGUGAGAGCCUAAAAAGAGUGAUUUUGUAUACUAAAGCUGCAAGUAAAUUGAUUAAAGCUUUGAAAACAACAGAGGAGCAAACAUAUUUGAAAGCUGAUGGAAAAUGUUUUGCUGUUUUAUCCUCUGUGAGCACUCCAGAUGCUCCAUAUGGGAAAACUUUUAAGGUAGAAGUGCUUUAUUGCAUCACUUCUGGGCCUGAGCAGCCAUCAGGAGAACAGUCUUCUAGACUGGAAGUCUCUUGGCGAGUUAACUUUUCACAGAGCACUAUGAUGAAAGGCAUGAUUGAAGGCGGAACGAGACAAGGUAUAAAGGAAAGCUUUGAGCAGUAUGAAAAGUUGCUAUCUCAGACUGUGAAGCCACUUGAUAUCAAAGAUAUAGGCUCCGAGAAAGAUCAGCUUUUGGCAUCUCUUCAGGUGGAGCGUCAAUCUGACUGGAAGUUGGCAGUUCAGUAUUUCGCUAACUUUACAGUAAUCUCUACCAUUUUUAUGGGGAUAUAUGCACUUGUGCAUGUAUGGCUGGCUAUGCCUAGCACAAUUCAGGGUCUUGAGUUUGUUGGGUUGGACUUACCUGAUUCCAUUGGUGAAUUGGUAGUUUGUGGAGUACUGGUUCUACAAGGGAAACGGGUGCUGGAGUUGAUGUCUCGCUUUAUGCAGGCCAGAGCGCAAAAAGGUAGUGAUCAUGGGAUCAAAGCACAGGGGGAUGGCUGGUUGCUCACGGUUGCUUUAAUAGAAGGAAGCAACUUGGCUGCUGUUGACUCGAGCGGGUUUUCUGAUCCUUAUGUGGUGUUUACUUGCAACGGGAAAACAAGAACCAGCUCGAUCAAGUUUCAGAAAUCUGACCCUCUUUGGAAUGAAAUUUUUGAAUUUGAUGCAAUGGAGGAUCCACCAUCUGUGUUGGAUGUGGAAGUUUUUGAUUUUGAUGGCCCUUUCGAUGAAGCUACAUCUCUUGGACGUGCUGAAAUAAACUUCUUAAAAUCUAAUAUUUCUGAUCUGUCGGAUAUCUGGAUUCCUCUACAAGGAAAGUUGGCUCAGGCAUGCCAGUCAAAGUUACAUUUAAGAAUUUUCUUGAACAAUAGUAGGGGUGGCAAUGUUGUCAAAGAUUAUAUAACUAAGAUGGAGAAGGAGGUGGGCAAGAAGAUAAGAUUACGUUCUCCUCAAACAAAUUCAGCAUUCCAGAAGCUUUUUGGGUUGCCUCCCGAGGAAUUCCUCAUCAAUGACUUUGCAUGUCACUUGAGACGGCGAAUGCCUCUCCAGGGCCGUCUAUUUCUUUCAGCGAGAAUAAUAGGGUUCCAUGCAGAUUUAUUUGGUCAUAAGACAAAGUUUUUCUUUCUCUGGGAGGAUAUAGAAGACAUCCAAGUCAUACCUCCUACUCUUUCAUCAAUGGGCAGUCCAAUCAUCAUCAUGACACUAAGACCAGGAAGAGGAUUUGAUGCACGGCAUGGAGCGAGGACACAGGAUGCAGAUGGCCGACUGAAGUAUCAUUUUCAUUCUUUUGUGUCUUUCAAUGUGGCACACAGAACAAUCAUGGCACUCUGGAAGGCAAGAGCCUUGACUCCAGAGCAGAAGGUACAAAUUGUAGAGGAAGAAUCUGAAGCUAAUGGCAUCCAUACUGCUGAAGAGGAGUCCAUAGCCAGAAACCUCCAAAGCUCCGAAUUUGAAGGUGAGGCUAAAAGUCUUCAAGUAGUAGAUGAAGAAUCUGAAGCCAAAGGACUGCAUACUGAGGAGAGUGGGUCGUUUUUGGGCGUUGAGGAUGUGAACAUGUCUGUCGUUUAUUCUUCUGUCCUAUCUAUUCCUACUAGUUUCUUUAUGGAGUUGUUCAGAGGGAGUGAGAUUGAUCGACGGGUCAUGGAGAGAGCUGGAUGCCUCAAUUAUUCUCCCAGCCCUUGGGAAUCUGAGAAGCCGGAUGUUUAUCAGAGGCAACUUUAUUACAAAUUUGACAAGCGUAUAUCCCGAUAUAGAGGAGAAGUGACUAGCACUCAGCAGAAGUCUCGCCUUCCUGGCAAAAAUGGCUGGCUCAUAGAAGAGGUCAUGACUCUUCAUGAGAUUCCACUUGGCGACUAUUUCACACUUCACUUAAGGUAUCAAGUUGAAGAUUUACCUUCAAGAUCUGUAGGUUGCAACGUCCAAGUAUAUUUUGGAAUCGCGUGGUUGAAAUACACCAGACAUCAAAAAAGGAUCACGAAGAACAUCGUGUCAAAUCUGCAGGAUCGCCUGAAGGUCAUGUUCAGUGUGCUGGAGAAGGAAUAUGUUUCAGGGACAUAAAUCUCCCUCAUGGUCUUGAUUUUAUUGCCAUCAGUGCAAGCAGAUUGAAAGAAACUUGUUUGAGUCUCUUUGAGCAUCUGUAAUUCUGCCACGACAAGAAUGAAACUGGACUAGGGAAUUCAGUGGAGACUGGUUUGUUGCACAGCUCAAAUGGCAACUGGACUGGCAUCUGAUUGUACAUAGCGCAAUAACGCUGACUGCACCGAACGUAUUUAAGGGCACAUCCUGAUGGGGCCCUGAAAGAUGACCAGUUUUGGGAUUGAGAAGGUUGCAACUGUGUACUAUCAAUUGUCAUAGAUAUUCUACUAUACUUGACUAUUUGCUAUGGUCUGAUUUGUUGUACCAGUAGCAGGGGUUACAAUCAUACCUCUUGUAAUUUGUUCUUUCUUCUGUCUCAAGUUGAAGAUUUCUUGGAAUGUAUUCCUAUACGGGCGUCGGUGUAACAUCAAACGGUCAAAUGUGAAGGAGAAUUCUUUCUUUCUUUCUUCCCAGCAAUGGCAAUGGGGCGGAUUCUGAGGGCA